Messenger RNA from Ctenocephalides felis (cat flea), 1119 nucleotides. RefSeq names its product zinc finger protein 525-like. The transcript has a single exon. The record is from RefSeq and is a predicted model, not a curated record. Lineage: Eukaryota; Metazoa; Arthropoda; Insecta; Siphonaptera; Pulicidae. Gene Ontology annotation, cellular component: nucleus. Gene Ontology annotation, molecular function: DNA-binding transcription activator activity, RNA polymerase II-specific; RNA polymerase II cis-regulatory region sequence-specific DNA binding. Bases 1 to 1119 code for a protein of 372 amino acids. Gene Ontology annotation, biological process: regulation of transcription by RNA polymerase II.
AUGUCAGAAGAAACAAUUGUGCCUGUAAAUGAUCAGGCAAUAAAAAUCGAGCCACUAGAAUAUGUAGUAGAAGAGAUUAAACGCGAAAUCGAAGAUGAAUUAGAUGAUCCUGAUGCUAUUGUUAAAUCGUGUUCUAAGGACGAUGAUAAGUGUUUAGAAAAUUUUAUGAAUUCCGAAGUGACUAUAGAAGAAGAAGAAGUCAAACAGGAGUCAAUCGAGAGAUCCACUUAUGAAUGUAACAUUUGCAAUCAACCCUUUGCAGAAUCACAUCAAUUAAAAGAGCAUAUGGUCGAUCACAAGCCUAGUCAUAGCCAAGAACGCCCUUUCAAAUGCGAGAUCUGUAAUAAGACUUUCAAACUAUCAAAACGGUUAAAAGAACACAUGAUUUCACAUUCUGAAGAACGACCCUUUAAAUGCGAUAUAUGUCAUAAGACUUUCAAACAAUUAAGUAUUCUGAAAACUCACAUGUCGGUACACACUGGAGUGCGCCCCCAUGUUUGCACUAUAUGCGAUAAGACAUUAGCCACAUUAGGUACUUUAAAAGAUCACAUGCUCGUUCACAGUGGUGAACGCUCCCAUGAAUGCAACAUAUGCAAUAAAACAUUCACACUAGCAAGUACUCUAAAACGUCACAUGAUGGUUCAUUCUGGAGUAUACCCUCAUGCAUGCAAUAUAUGCAAUAAGACAUUCACAAGAUUAUCUUAUCUGAAAAAUCACAUGCUGGCUCACGAAGGGGUGCGUGCCCAUGAAUGUAAUAUAUGCAAUAAGACAUUCACACAUCUAGGUAGUCUAAAAAAUCACAUGCUCACUCACAAAGGAGUACGCCCUUAUGAAUGCAGUAUAUGCAAUAAGACAUUCGUACAAUUAUGUACUCUGAAAAUUCACUUUCUGGUGCACAAAGAUGAACGGCCCUAUGAGUGCAAUGUAUGCAAUAAGACAUUCAAACGAAUAAAUAGUAUGAAAAGACAUGUGCAGCUGCACAAUGCAGUACCUCCCUAUGAAAAGACACAUGCUGAUCCACUGGAGCGCCCCCAUGAAUGCACUGAGGGAUUUACUCAAUCGAACGAUUUGGACGGGCACAUGGAACUUCAUAGUGGAAAGCUUGAUGAAAAUCAUUGA